GUAUCCCCUCAACGUUCCAUCCGCGCGCCCCGGUUCCCCUCACAUCCUACAGCGCGCUACAUUGUAUCUCCUCAACGUUCCAUCCGCGCGCCCCUGUCCCCCCUUAUAGCGCGCUACAUUAUAUCCCCCUCAACAUUCCAUCCGCGCGCCCCUUCACCAUCCAUUACCAACGGUCCGACCGCGCGCCCCUUUCCCCUCACACUCCAUUCUGUCUCCGCGCGCCGCUCCCUAUAUCCGCUGUAUAUUCGGCGGGCCGUUUAUCGCUCGUUUUAUUAUCAUGGCGGCUUUGUAUUUGUAAAAUUACACCCCCUGCUAUACCCGACUCACUUCUGAUAAAUUCAAGGACUGGGCUGUGUUUUUUUUUUUUUUUUAGGUAUUUUUAUUAUUUACCAACGCGUUUUUUUUGCGGGUUUUCUGACGUAAUUUGCGGGUUACAUUGCGGGAUUUGUAUGUGAGGAGGGAAGAUGGCGGCGGCCGUUGGCGGAGGGCCAGGGGAGAUGGCGCACUUCACACGGUGGCCAUUAGAGCCCGGGACUGACUGACUGAGCUCCCUCCAUUCCUCACCGCGGCGCCGCCUCCUCCUCCUCUGUGCUCAGCAUUGCCUGUUAGAUUAUGUUUGUUUCUUGACAUGCAAGUCAAUAUUCUGAAGGGGCAGAGGAGUCUUUAUUUGUUACAAUGAUUUUGCUGACUUCAUUUUCAAAUGGAGUCCUUUAUGAUUGGCAUGUGGAAAGGCUGUGCUAAAGCUUUGGAAUACAAGCUGACAUGGACGAUGAUGAUGACGCUGGGCUUCUCGAUUUUAUUGGGGACGCUCAGGCAUUGAAUUAUUAUCUACACGGAUCAGGAGAUAAAUCUGAUGCUGAUGAAUUAACGGAUGCAGAUUUUUCAGCUUCAAAUUCAAACUCUAUUUUUGCCAAUGCUAGUCUUGCUGACGCUAAAUCGUCUGCUAAAACUGCACACAGCCCAGAGGAAGAAGAAUCCAAAGAUGGAAUGGAAUUGUCUACUAACAUUCAGUACUUUGACGGUGAUCUUGAACCAUCCCCUAUGCCAGACCUCACUGAGGACAUCCUACAGAAGUCAUUGCAGGAGGCCAACAUCACAGAACAGAUAUUGGCAGAAGAGGCCUACUUGGAUGCCAGCAUAGAAUCUGACCAACAGUUUCCUAAUGUUUCAUUUCACGCUCAUUCAUCAGCAUCGUUUACUCAGGCCAACACUGAUCCUAGUUACUCAGGCCAAACAUUACAUCCCGUAGGAGUGACCCAUGUGCCUGUAGGUGCGUCAUUUUCAGGAAACACUGUAGGUGUGCAGCAUGGUUUUAUGCAACAUGUUGGAAUUAUUCCUGGCCAGCAGAUGCCAAAUAGUGGCCAUGGCCGUUCUGGGCAGAUCCAUGUAAUUGGCUCCAUUAAUAGCCAAUCUCCAGUGAUGACUAUAAAUAAUCUUGAUGGUUCCCAGAUUAUACUCAAAGGUGGCCAACAAGUAUUACAAAGACAGACACCAAAUGGCAAUGCUGUCUUUGGAAGUCCAAACACAAGUCCAGCAGGACAACCAUUCAAUAGUGGCAAUUUUCAAGGAUCUUUACCUGUUCAUAAUAUUAUUAUUCAUAGAGGACCAGCACCAAAUUCCAACAAAUCUCACAUAAAUAUUCAGCCUAAGCCACAAGUAGGACAGCAGGUACCUUACAGCGUUAGUCAUGUAGGAGUACAACAUCAUCAUGGGCAUCAAGGUAUGCCGUUCGUCACAGCAGCCCAAAGUUCCUCUAUGAGUCAACAAAUGCCAGUAAACCAGCAAUGUUCUCGUAAACCAUCCAAUCAGCAGCCAGGUGGUGGUAGCAUUGUCAUUCAUUCUCCAGUUGGUCAACAACACUGUCAUCAGAACCAAUUUAUCAUUCCCGCUGGCCUUUCCCUAAAUAAUCAUUCAAUGCAGCAAAUCCAGGCCAUUAACCACCAACUCGCACAGACACAACAAUCCCAUCUGGGUUCUCAACAGGUUCCUGCCGAACACAUGUUGAUGAGCAGAAACUCAACAGGUAUGGUUAGGCCUAGUCAGCAGUAUCCAGGGCAAAUGUUACAUAGUCCAGGUUCAUCUGUGCAAAUUGUUCCUGGACAGUCAUUUACAAGUUCUGGAGGUCAAGUCAUUUUGAACCAUGGACCAUCCCAAAGUGUGGGAGGACAGAUGGCCCAGCUGUCUCCUACACUACUGCAUUUGUCUCCUGGUCAAAGCACCACCAUUCUAGGAAGAUCGGGCAUCUCUUCAGCGCCAUCUAGUUGCUCAAAUAUGCAAUCUGGAAACCGCUACACCAUUGUAAGUUCUGGAGCCGGACUUCAGCGAACUGGAGUGGGAUUUCCACGAGGAACGGACAGUUAUAUAACAGAGCAGGAACAGAACAGAGCACAAACUGCAAUGAAUGAAGCUCAUCUUCAGUCCUCCAGUUCUCAAACCAGCAGCAGUUUAAGUCCCCAAACAGCUUCUCAGCAGGCAUUUUCCCUUAACCAGACUGCAAAAUUACUCUCCAAUCCCCUCUCUCCAGUUUCAAUGAAAAACCAAUCUCACGCACACAUUGCUUCACUGACAGAUCCUAACUCUGGAAGUAAACAAAUACAACAUCAUUUAUCACAGCUACAGAAUGCUAAGGUUGAAGGACAUAACAGAGGAUUGAAGAGGAUGUCCACCAAACAACUCACAAAAGAAACUCUAAUUCAUCAGCAGGUGCAUAGAGACCAAGAACAAGCUCUGGAUCCCAAUAAGAGCCCAUUCCAGUCGCUGGGUGAUGCUGUCCAGAGGCUUCUCCCAUACCAUGUGUUUCAGGGAUCACUGCCCACCAACGACGAAAUGCAGAAAGUGGACAAUGAAUUUGAAGCUAUGGCCACGCAUUUCCUAAAAAAGACCCAGGCAAUGCUAAACAAAUACCGUUUGCUGCUUAUGGAAGAUGCAAAGCGCAUCACUCCUUCUGCAGAAAUGGUGAUGCUGGACAGAAUAUUUAACCAGGAAGAAAGAGCCGCUCUUACACGUGAGAAACGAACAGCACUGGUUGAUCCUGAUGCGUACCUUACAGAAUUCUGUUGCUAUAGUAAAUUUCACGAAGAUCCUUCAGAGGAAAAGCAGCUCAGCAAUCAUGACCUGGACGCAGAGCUAACCAGUGGUGGUUCCUCGCCAACGGACAGUAAUACGAAAGAUCAGACAGCUUCAAGCUCACCUAAGAUUCCAGAUUCCCCAUGUUUAGUGCCUACUGACAAUUUACCAGUACCUACAUGUAACAAUUCUCCUGAGGAAACAGAAGGCCUUAAAAAAGAUGCUGUGUUGAAGAACGUAGAGUUUUCCCCUACGAAAGAACUCAUUGUAAACCUUUGCAAACUAAAGGGUAAGUACACCUCUUGUCCUUCAGAAACCUACACGUUGUGUAAAGCCUCAAAAGAACCUCCAAAGUCCAUUCCUGAUUGUGGAUCACAAACGGACCCCAACGAUGCAGAAAGCCCCCAGAGCAAAACUGCAGGACCCUCUCUAGAAACCACAGGCAAGCAAACUAACAUUAUGGUAAACAGCAAAAGCAUAAUGAGUAGCGAGAAUGUAAAAGCAACGGUCAGAAACGUUCUGGAGCUUAAACUUAGCGCAAAGCACUUGAAAAGCGAGGUCUCCGGUAGCAGUUCCGCGGAAACGGAACUUAAAAAAUGCUCCGAAGACCACGGCAUGGACAAGCCAGUUUCACAAACUAGAGAAGGGGCGGCAGAAACUGAUUCAGUUUUAGAAGCAGCUGUAAAUAGUAUUUUAGAUUGCUAAACAAUCUGCAGAACAUUGUGUAGGAUGCACAUGACGCAAGUGGAUGAAGAGCAAUAGUGAUUUAACUCACAGAAGAUGAAGAUGGAUACAAAAACAUCAGCUGAGAUGGCUUUCACGUUUGAUGGAUUCAAGAAAGCCCGCCAUAGACAAUCAGGAAUGAUCUGCACAAGCAGGUCAUUUUGUGAAUUCAUAGAUGGUAACAUGUUUUACAUUUUUCUUUUUGUUGGGUUUCAUUAAAGAUGCAGUCUUGCCACCAACACAUAACAUGAUCUAUCUCCACUUUUAAGCACUGCAGCUGAAAAAUAAAAAAAUAAAUCCUACACUGAUGGUGCUUAUCUUCAGGCCACCAUACUAUGUUGAUGGCAUUUGUUUAUUUGCUGGGACCAAAGCGUACAGAUGAUGGAAGCUUGCAUGGCCCUGGGAGUUAAACAAAUCCUAUGUAGCUUAGCUGAUGUAGACUAAAGUUUAGAAUCACACAGGCAACCUCAAACCACGUUGACAGCGAUAUUUGCAUUAAGCCUUAUUUUUGUAUCUGAAGGAAGAACAUGUCUGUUUGCCUAUAGCAGCCACAUAUUUUUCCCAUUUCAGUAUGAGAACAUAAAGGGGGAUGUAAAUGGCUAGUAGAGGCAAUGAUAACAGUUCUCACUUCUGAUACUUUGUUUUGUUGCACUAUAUGUUAUGGGGGACUGCAGCUUUACUGAAAUACAGUGUACACGUGUACCACUCCACUGGGUUUGGAACUAACCAGCUUCUAUGUACCAUUACAUAUGUUUUAUUUGCUAGCAAUGUCAAUGUUGGACUUGGAUGAUUUGUAAGGGUAUUCAAUAAAGCGGUGCAAGGAGCAAUGAGGAAGCACAAAGUACUGUACAGUAGAACCUUGGUUUGCGAGCAUAAUUCGUUCCAGAAACAUGCUUGUAAUCCAAAGCACUUGUAUAUCAAAGCAGGGUA
Rana temporaria (common frog) is the source of this 4719-nucleotide messenger RNA. RefSeq names its product BRD4 interacting chromatin remodeling complex associated protein like (gene BICRAL). Gene Ontology annotation, biological process: positive regulation of DNA-templated transcription. NCBI's taxonomy places the organism in Eukaryota, Metazoa, Chordata, Amphibia, Anura, Ranidae. The record is from RefSeq and is a predicted model, not a curated record. Gene Ontology annotation, cellular component: SWI/SNF complex. The coding region runs from base 763 to 3771 and encodes 1002 amino acids. The transcript is spliced from 13 exons.